Molecule: messenger RNA, 2811 nt
Organism: Funneliformis caledonium
Lineage: Eukaryota; Fungi; Glomeromycota; Glomeromycetes; Glomerales; Glomeraceae
Source: the annotation of a GenBank genome assembly
AUGGGUUCACACGACUAUGACACACAACGAACAAAUCUGGCAGGAGUCGGGCAUAAGAGUAAUCACGCUGCCACAGAAGUAGCAGAGACAGAAGAAGUAAAGCAUCUGAAAUCUCAGUAUAAAAAAGAAUUAUCAACACUGCUAGAAUUAUUUCCUAAUUGGACAGAGGCAGAUUUGCUCUUUGCCUUGCAAGAAUCUAAGGGAGAACUCGAAGCUACAAUUACUCGAAUCACUGAAGGCCACGCUUCUCAAUGGGGUGAGGUUAAAUCUCGCAAGUCUAAGAAGGAACACAGUGGUAAAAAUAAGCAAGGUGGGCAACAAUUUAGUAACGUUCAAGCUCAACGUGGACACCAAAGAGGUGGUUAUAGUGAACGUGGCCGGGCCCGCGGUGAGGGUGGACGAGGUGGAAGAAGUAAUGAUCGUACUCGAGGGUCAAGAAGGGAAAAUGGUUAUAUGCGGCCUCCGCGUCAACAAAAUGGAACUAAUACUUCCAAUUAUGAUGAUACAAACAAUGUCAUGCACGGUAAGGCACGGGGUACUGAAAAUACCAAUAGCUCUAGGAACAACAAUAAUGAUAGUAUCGGAGGAAAUUGGCCUAAUGAAGGUACUAGUACUAGGGCGGCCGAAAAUGUUAUUGGAGACUGGUCUACCGAUAUUACAGCUCAAGGUGGUUCAUGGUCUGCCGAAAAUCCGGCAGAAAAUGCCAAAGGCAAUUGGACCAACGAAAAUACUGAUAAAGCUCAGAGUUGGAACAAAGAAAACCCUACGGACAGUUCCCAAAUUGGACGGAAUGUUGAUAAUACCCAACAGAGCGUAAAAGGUAGUUGGACGACCGAUAAUUCGACGGAAAAUAUUAAAGAUAGUCGGAUAGCCGAUAUUUCUACAGAUAAUAUUACGGCAAGUCGAGAUAUAGACAAACCCACUGAUAACUUAAAGCACAAUCGAGAUGCCAACAUUACAAAGAAUAACUGGGACAUUGAUCACUCUAAAGAUAAUUGGUGUGCUGAAAAUGACGGUUUGUCUGCAGAUACUCUAAAAGAUAAUCGUAUUUCUGAUUCAACUAAAAAUGCUAAAAAUUUGAAGGAAGUAUCAAGAUCUCCUAACGCUGUAAUGAGAUCUGUUGCUCCUACAAAGUCACCGGUAUCACAUAAUUUACGGACAAUUCCUCCUCAGUCCAAGACAUCUUGGGCUCAAAUUGUGAAGCCUGAAUCAAAGCCUGAGCCGAAACCCGAACCAACAUCCGCGCCUAAGAGUUCCGAAAUAGUAAAGCCAAUAUCCCCAAAUCCUGUACAAUCUCCUCUUGUACCAAAAGUGACAGAAUCAGUCAUUGUUCCUCCUCAAGAAACAUUAACCACGACAUCCGUGGUAACAACAAAGACUGAAGAAAACAUUAAAGAAGCUAUUUCGCCCGAAGUGCCAAGUGUUAGUAGUGCAGCAACUACAACUAUAGUAAAUUCUUCAGCAAGUGCAAAAGAAGUUUCUCCACCGGGUCUUCACAAAACUAAAGCAAGUACAAAUGCACGUAGAUUGAAACAGGAUACUGCUGUGGUAAUGCCCAAUACAGGUGCUGGUUUGGAAAAAGUAGAAGUACAAUUUGGUAGUUUAAACAUAUCGAAUAAUGUUGUGGAAGAGUCUUCAGAAACAGAAACACAAAUUCUACUACAAGUACAAAAGACUGAAGAUAGUCAACCUUCAUCAACUAUUUCACAAUCAAAUUCUAUAAACCGACUUCCUACGACUUCUGCUCAGGCUUUACCGUCAUCAGUAGGUAGUGCUCCAACAGGAACGCCCGCGAUCGCCCCAAAUACCACUCCACAAAAUUUCAAUCCAUCUUACUUCAAACAACAAGAACAAUCUUCUGCUUAUAUAAAUCAACAGCACCAUUUAGGGUUAGCGACAGAUCCACUUAAUGCUCCAUAUACGUCUUAUCUUCCAAAUCAACAUCAACCACCUAAUCAGAUAUCUGGAUUUGGUAUUGGACCGAUACAGUCUUUGCCAGCAGAAUAUAAUGCAAUGUAUAGUCCUGAUGCUCAGCGUAUGAUGGGAUAUUAUGCGGCUGAUCCGACAUACGGUCAGGCUUCUCCGGUAACAUCAACUGGAUAUCAAGGACAAAACCUUCAACAGCAGCAAGGUUAUCCCCUUGGAGUUCAAUAUUAUCCAUAUUAUUAUAUGACAAAUCAGUUUCCUUCAGCUGCUUACCAGCAAUCAGGUUAUGGUCAACCAUUUGUAAAUAAAUCGAUGUACCCUAUGUAUAAUCAUCCCCAUUCUACCAAACCUGGAUCCGCUUCUGGAGCAUCCCCGUAUGGUUAUCCUACUACGCCCACAACACCUAAUACUCCACACCAUUAUUCCCAUACUUCUAAUACGGGUUAUGAAGAAGUUACUGGUGCGCAGUUACAUCAUCACCCGGGUGUACCUAGCGUUCUUGAUUAUCAAAAACCUUACGGUAGCAUGCCGCCUAUAAAUUUUUUAGGUAAUGCUGGAGGUAACAACCCUCAACCUGCCGGUGCCACCAAUUCAAGCGCUACGGGUGGAAAAUCUAGCAAUAAUGCAAGUUCUGAAUUAAAUCCACCUACUCAAUAUAAGUCGUAUCAAGAAAAGACCUCUGCUAAUGCACAACCUACAGGUGGAGUUGGACAAUCUGGGACACAACAUCAACAACCGCCAACUAAUCCAAAUUACUACGGACAACAAACUCAGGUGUUUAAUAACUAUCAACAUCCGCAGAAUCAUCACCAAUAUUAUCAACAUCAGGCACAUCAUCAAGCCACUAAUCGUAAUCAACAACAAUAUUGGACCAGUCAGAGCUAA